GCGUCAGAGAGUGCGCGAAAAGCGCUCGGAGUGUGCGAGUCGCGGAGAGCGCGCCACCCUCCCCCGGACUACAGGGUGCUCCGAAACAAAACAAGUUCGUUGCGUUGCGUUGCUAUUACUGCAACUUGAGCGACAACUCCGAGUUCCUUUAAUUCCGUUGUGUCCAUAUUUCGUUGUUCGUGCUCUCUCUCUCGACCGGCGACACCAGUUUAUUCAUUUGCGCUCACCAAAUCGCUUACGCGCUUCUAGAUGACAGAUUGGAUGACUGCAGUCGCUGCGAUCAACAACGAUAACAGCAAGAAAGCGCAAGAAGAUUACAAGCACGACACAAGGAAGCGUAAAUGUGACCGUAACUUUCAACGACGAUUACGUCUAAUGGUACAACAAACGCAGGAGCAGUUGUAUUCAUAAAAUCUGUCCACUUCCCAGGAUAUACGUACAUGUACCAAUUUACGUAUAGGUAUAUUUAUACAGUAUAUAUCUAUCUAUCUACAUAUAUAUGCUUUGAGAGCAUGCAUAUCUGAGCGCUUUCUAGGGAACAAGCAAAAAACAGGAAACGAAGAUCCAACAAAGAAACGGGGAAAAAGCAGUGUUGGAAAGAGAGAGCGAGACCGAAAGAGAGAAAGGGAGAAAAGAGAAUAAGCCGACGAGUGGAAAUUAGAGAAAAGUGUGUAUUGUUUAUUGUCAACGGAAAGUAUCGUCAAUAGAAGGUGUGCAUUGAGCGAUACACAGAAAGAAAGUGUGUGUGUGUGUGCGUGUGUAUAGAAAAUCAAAUCAACAAAUCGAAUUGUGCGCGUGUAUCUUCUGCGUGUGCUGGUGCGGUUCAUUUCUGUGUUUCGUGACACCAUAGUCUGGGACAGAUCAGCAAACCCGACCAACGACAAAGGAUUGUAAUCGCGCCCCGUGGACUACGUGAUUUCGUGUGAGUUUUAAUGUGUAAAAAUGUUCUUCGAAAAAAAAAGAAAAAAUUAAACAUGAUGACGACUAUGACGAUGACAACAACGACGAUGAUGACGAAAAAUGUAUCUAUCGGUUCUCGUUGAUCGGUGUAACGCCGGUGUUUGUGAGUGAGACGACAGUGAGUGCCAAUUCCCUCUUCUCUCCCCAACAAACGAAAACGAGACACGGUUUUUUCGGGCAUGUAUUGGAAUAAAGAUCACGGCCUGGUUGGUUUUCCAUUGUUGUUGUUGUUGUUCCUCCAAACGUAUGUUAAAAACGGAUACUCCAAAGCACACAAAAAGAAUACGUGAAAACGCGAGGCGACGACAACAGCUCCGACAAGCUCAAAACGAAGCCAAGCCAAUAACAGCAAAAACAAGUGCAUAAAAUAGCCCCAUAUCUCGUAUACGAAAGAGUUCAACGUUAUAACGUCGUGCGGAGCCGUUCACGCUAUUCAAGUUCAUGAAGUUAUUCACGAGUGCCCGACAAGGCUUCCCGGCCGGACUUAAAAGUGUCAAACCGGAUAUCGGACUGUCAAUACCAUACCUCAGUGUCCGUUAUGUUUCGGAGCUCGAACCUAGUUUCUUGUAAUCUCUCCGCCUGCUAUGAGGAAAAAAAGACUCAAAAUUUUGCGCAGAUCGCUUCAACUCAGGAGAAGAACCACAUCAUCACUUUUGAUAACUGCUCGGGACUAUGUGCGACACUGGCCAAGGCAACGGGCAGGCCUCGCUCGAUCUAAGCCUCCCAGUGACGAGACCACAGGCGGCGUCGAGUCCCCUACCCCUCUCUGUCAAUUUCAACCCUGCUGAGAUCAACAUGACCCCCGAGGAAGGUGUGCUGGCUAUGGGGGCGCAGCAGGACCUCGGCUUGGCAUUGACUAAAAGUUUAAGUCCUAGCCAGGCUCCGCAAAGCCAAACACAGACGCAGGCGCCAGCUGACGUCGAGUCGUUUACUGGACGUAUUGUCUACAAUCCCGAUGGAUCGGCGUUCAUCAUCGAUUCCGAGAGCUCAGAAGACUCAAGCUCAUUGCCUUUGCCGUCACAGGAAGGGGCGAUUGUUGACGGCCGGGGAUUGACACCACCUCGAGGUACCGAACUAUCCAUCCCUCAGGUGGUCAAUGCGUACCAUAUCCACAAAGCGGAGACCGGAGAUGGCACGCCAAGUGCUAGGGCCGCCGGUGGUGCCGAACGUUGCACGCCCCUUGUACACAGCUAUCGGGUAUUCAGCGUACGUGCACGUAACGGCAAAACGCGUGCUGUACAGCAGAAGGAUCAGGAACCUCCGCAAGUGAGUGGUAGUUUAGCGCAGUUCUUGCAAGAAAGCUUGCAGGACGGCGAGCAGGUGCAGCCAGCGCGGCCUAUCCUUAUGUGUUUCCUGUGCAAGCUGUCAUUCGGCUUUUCAAAGUCGUUUGUAGGCCACGCGACGAAUCAGCACGGCCUGUCAUUAGGCGAGGAUGAGGCCGCACAGCUGGAGCGACGUGCGGUAUCCGCCAUUAUCCAGGGGGUGGGAAGGGAGAAAGAGCCGAUCUUGUCCUUUCUUGAGCCCCUCAGGACCCCUCUGCCAGCCUCAACUACCUCAGGCGCCAAUAGCGCACCCUCCGAAGUUCGGCCGGAAACGCCACUAUCCGGUCCCCUUGUAAAUAGUUCCAGCCACUGUGAUACAACAAUUCAACCUUCCACAAUUCCUGCAUCGUCUUCGUCACCCAAGAGUCAAGAGCAAUUAACGUCGCCACCCAAUACUGACAACACCGUCGCGUCGAAAGCCUUUACGAGCCAAAGUCACAACACUUCGAGCACCACAACAACCAAUGCGAUUUCAAGUAAUACUACUGCUGGAAGUACGACGACAAAUGAACGUCCCAGCCAGCAGGACACAAAUAGCGGCAAUAACAGCAGCGCCAGCAGCAGCGUCAGCGUUAACGCUAGCAACCGGUCCCGAACGUCGAGUCCAACAGCGUUAUCGUUGGUUCUAUCGAUGAGAAGAAGCCCCAGUCCGCCCGAGUGCACACCUUCUAGCCCUGAAACACUGAGCGCAAAAGCGAAAGAGCUCGAAGAACUUGCCAACAUCGAGCGGGUCCAGCGGAUGGCGCAGCUCGCUGAACAGGUGAAGCGCGAAGCUGAAUCACCCAGCAGUCAGCGGCCAACCUCUGCCUGUUCAACCGGUUCAUCUCCUAGCCAUCAAGGUGGUCCUAGUAAGGGUGCCAUGGACCAGAUGGCUGCUCAACAAGCGCAGGCGCUAUUCAGCGCUAUGCUACAACAGCAGUUCGGGUUGCAGGUUUGUCCACAGCAUCCCGAGGGUAAGCCGCCGGGCACAGACUGCAAUAAGUGCGAUGCGAAUCAGGCGCGCGCGGCUCAGCUCGGCGCUGUACACAGCCAACUGCAGACUCUGCAGCAGAAUUUACAGCAGUCGCAGCUGCAGGCAGCUGCCCACAUGUCGAUGUCGCAGCUAAAUCAACUCAAUCAGUUGGCCAUGUCCGGCCAAAUGGGGCAGGUGCCAGUGGGGCAAAUGGGCCCGCAGCUCGCCUCCAGUAGUCCAGCGCCGUCGCCUCAGGUGAUGCACUCCAGGAACUCGUGCAAGACGCUCAAGUGUCCGAAGUGCAACUGGCAUUACAAAUAUCAAGAGACACUGGAGAUCCAUAUGAAGGAAAAGCACCCCGAGAAUGACAUGAGCUGCGUGUACUGCCUCACUAACCAGCCUCAUCCGCGACUCGCGCGCGGGGAAACCUACACGUGCGGUUAUAAGCCCUAUCGGUGUGAUGUGUGUAACUACAGCACCACUACGAAAGGCAACCUCUCUAUACACAUGCAGUCGGACAAGCACAUCAACAACAUCCAGGAACUCCACAAUGGCCAGCUGCAGGUGGGCGGAGCGGCUUCGGCUGCGCCAUAUGGUCAGAUGCAGUUUCCCGCGCCCCCCAAACCGACCGAGCCUGAACGGCCUAAACAGGCAAGUCCUAAGCCUAAGGCCACCUGGAGGUGUGACAUUUGCAACUACGAGACAAACGUGGCGCGUAACUUGCGUAUUCACAUGACGUCCGAGAAGCACACGCACAACCAUGCCGUGCUACAGCAGAAUAUGAAGAGCUUCCAGGCGCUACAAGCGCUCGGCGGCGGUAAUCCGGCUGGGCUGGAGCAGGCGCUCGGCGCGCUGACGCAACCUGGCACCCCCGCAGGGCCCAAUCACCCAUUAAUGGGCUUGCAUCCUGCAUUUCUACAGCAGCUACAACAGCAAGCCGGCCAGCAGGACCCCGCGGGACAAUCCCCCGAGGUGCAACUGGCCGACAUUGCCUACCAACAUGCACUGCUGGUCAUGGCACACCAGAACCAACAACAUCAGCAUCAGCAGCAGCAACAACAACAACAACAGAACCAGCACCAGAGCACCCCACAGGCGGCUCAUAAGAAUAACCCCACGCUAGACAUGGAACAUCCCGAUCCCACCCUUAGGUGCGACGUGUCGUGCGACGAAACCUCGCGAAUCUAUCAGUGCUGCGUUUGCUGUGUGUUUUCAGUGGAUAGUGUGGAGGCCUUGGGAGCCCACUUCCAAAUGGACAGGACGAGGACGAAGGAGGACGAGGUUCUAAUGGCAGUUGCUGGCAGUUAUAUCUGCAAGCUCUGCUCGUACAAGACGAACCUUCGGGCCAAUUUCCAGCUCCACUGUAAAACGGACAAGCAUCUGCAGCGCCUUCAACACGUCAAUCACGUUAAGGAGGGCGGCCAACGAAACGAGUGGAAGCUCAAGUACGUCAACAUAUCGAACCCGGUUCAGGUGCGCUGCAACGCCUGUGACUACUACACCAACUCCGUACAUAAGCUCCAGCUGCACGCGGCCAGCCCGCGUCACCAAAUGUGCCAGCGAGCAUUCAAUCGUCUGGUGCAGCUGGAGGCCGCCCACCAGCCUCAGGCUCAGCAGCAACAAGUCCUGCAGUACAGCUGCAAGCUUUGCGAGUUCGUUACCGCUAAGAGGUCGCAACUCAUCGAACACACCGGAGGAGCCGACCAUAUCAUGAAGGCGCAGGCCGAACCCUGUGACAUCUUGGACUCACUCCUUGUCACCGUUAAGAAUCAGGGCGCUGCUACAUCCGACUCCUCGAGGGCGACAGACGCGCGUCACUGCAGUCUGUGCAGCUUCGUGUGCGAUUCGGACGACGCCUUCCGGGAGCACUUGGCUUCCCAUCCCGAACUCAAGGACCGAGCAAAGUCGGAGGAAAGCAAGGCCGACACCGAUAAGGACUCCGGCAACGACUCGGAGCUUAGUCGCAAGAAGGACCUGGACACCUCCGGCAGCAGCUCGGGCUGUGUGCAAUGCCCACUGUGCCAGGAUGAGUUCCCGGAUCUUGAGAUGAUUGGCCAGCAUUUGCUGGCAGUGCACAACGUCACCAAAGAGGGUUUGCAGAGGCUGCUUGCGAUCGUGCAGGCUACCGGCGAAGCGCGGUCGGCAAAACGGCCGCGACUCGAUUCCGGCACAGAGACUGAAGGAACGGAGGAAAAGAUGGACACUGAUGAGAAGCUAGCCGAAAAAGACGAAGCGGACGACAAGCCCGACAAGACCGACCCUGAAGACCUAACCUGCAAGAAGUGUGGCGAGCAGUUCCAAAACCUCGACAAUGUCCUCAACCACCUGCAGGACCUGCCCGAGCAUUUCGAAGAGGCCGGUUCUUUCCAGUGCUGGAAGACCGGCUGCGACGCCUCAUUCGGCGCUGCACCCGAUCUCAGAAAUCACUUUAAAAGUCACUUCCUUACGGUUAUAUCAGAUCUCACAGUGUCGGAGAGGCACGUCUACAAGUACCGAUGCAACCAAUGUUCGCUCGCUUUCAAAACUAUGGAAAAGCUACAGCUGCACUCACAGUACCACGCGAUCCGUCAGGCGACGAGUUGCGUCAUCUGCGGAAGAAAUUUCAGGUCGGUUCAGGCUGUCCAGAAACAUGUCGAAAGCACUCACUCGUCGAUGAGUCCCGAGGAUAGGGGGAAAUACCAGGAGUACCUGGCGAAGAACCCGUUCCUUAACAAGGAGGGAGGCUCAGGAGUGCUCGAUCCAGUGCUCAACGAGAUGCUCAAGAAGGAGAGCCUCCGUGAUGCUGAUGACGAAAUGCUUCCGGCUGAAAACGAUGACCCGGAGCUUCAGCCAGAAGAGCUAGAUGACGAAGAGCAGCCUGUUGACAGCACGUUCAAAGACGACUACAUGAACCAGUCUCGGCGCGCGGAGGACGCCUACAACGAUCCCAACCGCAAGUACAAGUGCCAUCGAUGCCGGGUGGCUUUCACCAAGCAAUCGUACCUGACGGAGCACCAUAAAAGCGCGGGCCACCGCGCCAAAGCGGGACCCGUCGUCGACAAGUACAACGACCCCUCUCGACCGUACAGGUGCGAUAUUUGCAAAGAAAGCUUCACCCAGAAGAGUAUCCUUCAAGGGCACUAUAACUCGGUUAGCCACCAACACAAACUCAAGCAGAUCACUCAGCCCUUGGGUGGCACAUGUGCAAAUAGUGUCCAAAACUCAGUUGGAGCCGGUCAUCUUGGCUCAAAAGACGGUGCUGGCACUCCACCCGCUCCCGGCACGCCCUCAGGCCAGGUUUCGCCCAGCAGAAGCUCUCCGUCGCCGGCCACCCUGGCCAACAACAACAACAUCAUCGAAGAGUCCGGUAAGCCGUUCAAAUGCAACUUAUGCAAGGUUAGCUACGGCCAGAAUGCCACACUCGAAAUCCACCUCCGCUCCGUUCUUCAUCAGAGCCGGGCGGCGAAAAUCCACGAGCUGGCCCUGCAAGGACAGCUGGAUCUUCAGCUCCCGCUGAUCGAACGGCCUGACGACGACGAACAGGCAUCUGCCGAUCAGGUGGCGCUGCAGAACUUCCAGCAGAUUGCCCAAAACCUGCAUAACAUACAAAGUCUAGCGCAAAGCAUCCAGGGUGUGGGUCAUUCGCAGAAUGCAGCCGACAAGGAAAGAGAGCUUCUACAGCAGCUCCUGAACCAUCUGGGCGGACAGCAUACCGGAGCGCAACAGUGUCAAGCUUGUAACCAGUCCUUUCCAAAUACCGAUGCACUUAACCAGCAUCAAAUGUUCUGUCCGAUGACGAAUGCCGCUGCAAUAUUGCAGAAACAAGCACAGCAACACCAGCAGAAUGCAGCGGUUCAACAGCUUCUAACCGCGUUAACAUCUGGGGAUGUCAGCCCAGUCAAGCUCCCCAAAGGCAUGCAGCCGGCACCCGUCAACCAGCAGCAGCAGCAGCAACAACAACAACAGCAGCAGCAGCAGCAAGCAAAUACUCCACAAAAUCUUCUACAAAACCAAUUCAAUCAGAAUUUCGGCGUCGGCGGCAGCAUUAAUGCUAGUGGCAAAAAGCCGCCCAUGUACAAGCAUUUACUCGAGUCAUUUGGUUUCGACGUGGUCAUGCAAUAUAACGAGUUCAACCAGAAAGUGAAACGUCCGGACGACAACAAUAGCAGCAGCAAUAACAGAGACGACAACAAGAGGGAGGGCGAUGACACGUCGGCGGCGCUAAUAAUGAUCAAUGAGGCAAAAGACAGCGCCUCCGAUGACGGGGACUUGUCUGCGGCCAAAAGCGCAGACAGUAACGCUCAGGAAAACGGGGCCGUGGUGCAGAUUAAGCUGGAGGCCGACGGGGCGCCGCAGGAGACCCUGGACGCUAAGGAUAAGGAGGAGAAGGAUAAAGACAGUGACCAGAAGACGCCCCCCGAGCUCCAGGAUGUAGCGAAGGAUUCUGACAAGCCGGCAAAUGUCUCCGGAAAGCUCGAUCUACCUGAGCUCAACCGAUGCCGCUGCCCGGAGUGCGGCAAGGAAUUCUCGAGCGUUUGGGUAUUGAAGGCACACCGCGAGGAAGUCCACAAAGACGUGGUGCCUGUAGAAGUUGUCUCCAAAGUCGCGGAAAAGUUUAGGAACGACUUCGAGAACAAGACCACUCCCACUCCUGGGUCCGGCAACCACUCCGGAGCCGUCGGGACAACAGCAGCAGCUAUUACAGCCGCAGUAACAGCAGCAGGAAAUUGCAGCAACAACCAGGUACAGGCGACAGCAGCAGCAGGCACUAACGGACCUACGGGCCCCAGCGCGAGCUCCGGCAGCCUCGGCGGUUCCGGACAGGGUAGCGCCUCGUCGGGCUCCGACGUCAAACAGGAGCCGUCCGAGAGCGUCGUCCCGGAAGAGGCGAAGGUGCAUACGCAGGCGACGAAGGCUGCACGGCGUUCUAGCGCCGCCACUGCCAACAACAGCGGCAGCAGUAGCAGCAUUAGCGCCUCAAACGCCUCUGCGGAAGCGCCGAACAAGUGCGGAAGUGCGGACUCGGCCCAGUCACAGCCACAAGCGAAAAAGCCUUCAUUACCCAAAAGCGGACCGCAGAGCCAGAACCACGACGGCACCCGAAGCGACCAGCAGAGCGCCGAGCAGCUCGCCCAGGCAGCCCAGUUGCAGAUGUUAAUGCAGAUGGGCUUGAUGGGCCUCCCGCCUCAACUUGCCACAGCCCUCCCCCAGCAGCUGCAGCAACUUCAACAACUCGGCCAGUUGCCGCCCAUGCAUCCCCUCUCAAUGAUGAUGAUGAACAUAAACCCCCUGAACCCCCUGACAGCCGCUGCCGCAGCGGCCAAUCCCAUGCAACAGGUAGAUCCCAUUUUAGCAGCCGCGGCCAUCCAGCAUGCUAUGAUGACCGGGCAGGAUCCAGCGGCGCUCUUAGCCGCCCAGCAGAAAGCCAUGCAACAGCAGAUGGCUGCCGCUACGGCUGCCGGUGCCGACCAGACCGUCUUAGCGGCUCAAAAGAACCUCUUCCAACAGCAGUUGAUGCAACUGCAGUUGGCCGCUGCCGCCGCGCAGAACGCGGCUGGCGCUGCUGCUGCCACAGGCGCCGGACCCGCGGCGGGUGACCAGGCCGCCGCUAACGCAAUGGCUAAACAGCAACAACAGUUGCUUCAACAGGUGUUCGGCCAAAUGGGACAGGCGCCUGAUCCGCUGGCGCAUCAAAAGCUGCUGCAACAGCAGCUCACGCUACAACAACAACAACAACAACAACAGGCGCAGCAGGCUGCGGCACAACAGCAGCAACAACAGCAGCAGCAGCAGCAACAACAACAACAGCAACAGCAGCAGCAGCAGAAACGAGCGCGUACUCGGAUCACCGACGAUCAACUAAAGAUCCUGCGCGCCUACUUCGACAUCAAUAACUCCCCGACCGAAGAGGCUCUCCUUGAGAUGUCGGAGAAGUCUGGACUGCCACUUAAGGUAAUCAAACACUGGUUCCGCAACACCCUGUUCAAGGAGCGCCAACGAAACAAGGACUCUCCCUACAACUUCAACAAUCCCCCGUCUACCUACCUGAACCUAGAAGAGUAUGAGAAGACUGGGGAGGCAAAGGUUAUCCCCAUCUCGGAAGUGUGCAGUUCCGGGGCCGGCGACGUCAAGCCGUUGGCGAUUACCACAACCUCGGCGACAGCAGCAGCGUCGAGUCAAUCUGUCUGCUUGACUAGCGACAGCACGGUAGCUGCGGUGGCAGUGGCAGCCGCAGGCGCGGUCGGCGAAAACAAAAAACAACAACUUGCCCCAUCUCCUGCCCCAUCUCCCGCACUUAAACAGCCCCCUACACCUCAGCCCUCACCCUCGCCGGCGCCCCCCACGCCGCCCGUGCAAGUGAUCAAACUCGAGACACCCGCCACACCUAGCGCGCCCAGUACGCCGAAACCGUCAAAGCCCGGUAGUACCAGUGUUAACAAAGAGACCACAACCACUGCCCAACAACAACAACAGCAACAGCAGCAACAACAACAGCAACAGCAACAACAACAGCAGCAGCAGCAGCAGCAGCAACAACAACAACAACAACAAGCUGCGAAUGCAAUGGCUAUUCAACAGCAUGUGCUUAUGAUGGCUAUGUUGAUGGGCGAGGGCGGCGGAAAGGAGGCAAGCGAGGGGAUUCAGGAGCUAGUGAAGACCCACGAGCGGCUGCUCCAGGCGAAACCUGAGUUGCUCAGCAAUCCCGACCUGCUUCAGGAGACGCUGUUGAAAGAGAUGCAAGUGCAGGCUCAAGCCCAAGCGCUUGGAGCCGCUGCUUCACCGACAGCUCUGCUGCAAGCCAACCUGGCGGCAGCCCCGCCCUCUGCUCCAACGCCGCCCAGCGGAAAACGCGCCAACAGAACUCGCUUCACGGAUUAUCAGAUCAAGGUUUUGCAGGAAUUCUUCGAAUCCAAUGCCUACCCGAAAGACGAUGAUUUGGAGUAUUUGUCGAAACUACUUAAUCUCAGUCCGCGCGUGAUCGUGGUGUGGUUCCAAAAUGCCAGGCAGAAGGCGAGGAAGGUCUACGAAAACCAGCCGCAGACCUCCGAAGAUGAAAGCGGACGAUUUCAGAGGACCCCCGGCCUAAACUAUCAGUGCAAGAAGUGCCACCAGGUGUUUCAGCGCUACUACGAGCUUAUCAAGCAUCAGAGGAACUCAUGCUUCAAGGACGAGAAUCCGAUCGCCCUGCAACUGAAGUCCGCGCAGGAGCAGCAGUCGUCCCAGCCGGAUCGCCCGGAGAGCAGCGUCGGCAGCAGUCAGACGCCCCCAGAUACUCCAGAGCCUUCUGGCACUCCCAAAAGCACGGCGUCCUCUGGGGCCAACCUUAGCUCGGAGCGCGCCCUGGCGGUAGCCCUACCUGCUGCACUGGCUAUUCAAGUAGCCCAGGCGCAGGCUCAACAACAACAACAGCAACAACAACAAUCCCAGACGUCGGGCGUCCAACCCCCCUCGCUUAAUGCUCUAACCCCUCUGGCCCAGAGCCCUCUUGGUCCCGCCUUAUCCCCUACGGGUACACCCUCAGCUCCCUCAGCCGCAGCAGUGUCUGUUGGCGCGGGAACCUUUCGUUGUGACAAGUGUCCCUUGGUAUUCUCACGGUUCGAGCAAUGGCGUGAACAUCAGGUCAUACACGUGAUGAACCCUAACCUGUUCACCGGCACGCCUUCCUCAGCCCAACAGCCCCAAACUCCCAAAAGCACUAUAGCGAACCCGAUAGCGACCGCUCAAAAUUUGGCCUUUCCGGGAAUGAUGGAGGAAGGUAGUAAUGGACAAUGGAAACGAAAACCAGAUUCAGCCAGCACUGACGAGGAGUGCUCUCCAAGCAAGGACGCCAGCGGAGAUGGUUCUCCAAGGGACAAACGACUGCGUACGACCAUCCUUCCGGAGCAACUCGACUUCCUCUACCAGAAGUACCAGCAAGAGUCGAACCCCAGUCGGAAGAUGCUGGAAUCUAUCGCGCGAGAUGUCGGGCUCAAGAAGCGAGUGGUGCAGGUUUGGUUCCAGAACACCCGGGCCCGCGAACGCAAAGGCCAGUUUCGCGCCCACCAACAAGCUAUCCACAAGCGCUGCCCCUUCUGCCGGGCCCUGUUCAAGGCCCGCAGCGCGCUAGAAUCGCAUCUCGCGACUCGGCACGCCGAUCUCUACUCCAAAGGUGAGCUGAACAUCGACGCCUUUCCUGAUGGUGACGCAGAUAAUUCGAACCCUGACGAGGUCCCGAACCCUUCAUUUGCUGUUGAGGAAAGCAAGCAUAACGUUGAAGAGUUCAAACGGUUCCUUGAGGAACUCAAUGGUCCCACGGACCUGAGUGCUAAGAAGCAAGGUGUUGAUAUGCCGUUGUCGACUCUGAUGACAACGACGACGACCACGCCGUUGGACCUCAGCGGGCCUGAUGAGCCCCACGCGAAACCGCGAAUGGGUCUGGCCCGCGUUGAGUCCGACUCUGAAGACACUCAGGAUCAGUACCAGAACGACGGUAACGACUUAAACAUGUCCGAGAAUGGUGACUCGGUGGUCUACUACGAGCAGCAGACCUCGCCUGGCUCGACCGAGGGUCGACCCGCCGCUCCCGGUGGUCAGGCCAAACGCUUCCGCACGCAAAUGAGCUCGGUGCAGAUUCGGAUUAUGAAGAGUAUUUUUCACGACUAUAAGACGCCCACGAUGGCCGAGUGCGAGAGUCUGGGCGCCCAGAUCGGACUGCCCAAACGGGUAAUCCAGGUCUGGUUCCAGAACGCCCGCGCCAAGGAGAAGAAGACCAAGGCGGCCGCUCUCAAGAUGGGCCAGGUGCCCGAGCUCGAGCCUGCCCGGCCGGAACAAUGUGACAUCUGCAACACCCGCUACGAGUCAUUUUCCAGCUCAUUACAGGACCACCUUUUCUCGCCGAGCCAUAUCAGCCAGAUUCGGGCGUAUCUCGAGCUCAACAAGGACGAGCCCGAACAGUCGCAGCAGGCCGGAGGCGGCCAUAGCUCGGGGCCGCCCCUUCCGAUCUCGGGCCAACAACACGGCCCCAGCUCCGGAGCGGGCGGCGAUCAGGCCAGCUCGGCGUUCGGCCCCGAGCACAGCCAGCUCGUGCAACAGCUGCAGCUACUGAGUCAGCUCAAUCUGCAACAAGAACAACAGCAGCAGCAGCAGCAGCAGCAACAGGCGUCGCUGGAAGACAGCGUGGAUGUCACGUCAGGGAAAUCGACAGGCGAUACUAACUGCAACAACAAUCCUGCUUCCAAUGAUGAUUUCAGCCUGUUCACCUCUUCAGGCGCAGGGGGCGUCAACGGUGGCCAGAAUCAAUUCAGCGCAUUUUUCGGUGCGCAGAGCCCUGGGGCGCCCCUUUUCAGUUCUGCGAGCCGCCAGUGAAAAAUUGUGUCGUCACCGUCAUCGAUGAAACAAGGAGAGUUUACGAAGAUACGAACAACGCCAAUAGACGAAUUAAUAAUAUAAUAAUAUAGUACUGCUUGAAGAAGAACGAUAAACUGAUAUUGACUAUUAUAAGCGACCGGCCAAGGAACACUAUUAUGAAAACAAGGGACUGCUAUAAAAACUUUCAGUCCAGUUGGAGUACUAUGAAAACGGCGAGCAAGUGAAGACCGGUCUGCUGGACCAUCAACUAAUGGACGGACGGCCUUACGCUUUUAGCAAAAAGAACGAAUUGGGUGUGAAGAACUGUGGACUAUUUGUAAGUGUGAUCAAACAACAACAGCUGCUACGAGGACGACAACAACAGCAACAACAAUGAGACCAUCGAGAACAUCAAGCAAGAAUAAGACUUGUCUUUGCUAAUACUACAACAACAACAGCGACAAAUGCAAGUUUAGUAUAGGGAAGGAAAGCUACAGCAAGUAAAUAAGCGGGUGACUAACUAUCGGAGACUGCCUCGAAAGCGUGAUGUGUCGCGAACCGACAGCUCUCCGCUGAUUCGGCAUCCAAGCCGGUGACCACGAACGACAUGAGCGUGAUCAAAGAACGCAUGUAGGGUUUACGAAGAAGACAUGAGUGGUUUCACAAUAAUUACUAUACACUUCUCUUUAUAAUAAAUACAUAUACACACGGAGAUAUUAUUUCUAUACAGAAAAUACCAAUCAGAUGUUCUAACUAAUGGCCCUGAUCCAACCACAGCAAACGCAGAAAGAGAUAAGGGGCCACGACGGAAGCUGGGAGAAAAGCAGAAUUAAUAUAAAUAACGUGCGCGCGUUUAUUAAUCGCCUGAUGAAAGAAGGAUGAAAAAUGCAAAUAGGCAUCGAUUCAGGCAAUCCAAAGCAAGCCUGUGAGCCUGGCUUAUUCGGCAAAGCCGAGUCGUAUACCUAACCCCUAUAUAUAUAUAUAUAUAUAUAUAUAUAUAUAUAUAUAUAUAUAUAUCAUAUCACGCCCCACUCAACGUCAACAUGCGAAUCGCAUGAAACGCCGACGCGGGCCACCUGCGUAACCUGUGAAUAAUGAAAACAAAAACAGACAACGACGACGACGACGACGACGACGACGACGACGACGACGACUGUGAAGAAACGAUGGAGAAUGGCAGAGAGAGAGAAAACCAACAUCAGCAGACGAUACAGUCGUAAGGUCAUCGUAAGACACAGGAAACAACAUAAUCUGUGAAGACUGAUGAAGCCGAUGGUGGAGACGACGACAUAGACGAAAAAUUGCAGGAAGUGAAUAAGACCAAGUGACAAAAAAAAGAUAUACGUUAAGAGCACUAGCCACACCUGAUGAGGGCGGCCCUCGUCUAAUCAUAAAUGAAAAUAAGCAAUGAGAACGGCGAUAAUGCGCCGACCUCGGACGGUGGGUUAGCACGCUCGAGUGUAUAUAUGCUAAAUAAUGCUGCUAAUAACAAUGAGGUGGUAAUAUUAAUUAUAAUAAGGGUAAUUAUUAAUAAUAAGAAUCGGAGUUAUACGACAAUGCUAAUGACAUAAUAUUAAACAAUGACGAUGACAUAGACGACGCAAAAAACAAGGGUGUGUGACCACGCAUCCAUUAGGGUAACUCUCCAGUGUUCCUCAUAUAUAUAAUAUUGUAUAAUCCACUACAAAACCGACACACUUGCUGCAGACAGAUAGAUAGAAUUAAUAAAAAUAAUCGUUCAAGUGGACUGCAACGAGAUAAUAACAACUACAACAACAAUACUAAUAAUAACAAUAUUGAUAAUUAUAAAAACAACAAUUAUUAUAAUGAGACAAAGGGGACGCUGAUAGCAUGAUCCUAUGAUAUAUAUAUAUAUAUAUAUCCUGUAAACGAUGCGCAACAAAAUAAGCAAGAUAAUAAGAAAGAAAAAGAAGAACGAAAGAAAUACAGGCAUAAACGAAAACAGGUUAUAUAGAUACAUGGAGAGGACGAGUGAAUGGAAAUGUCAAGGGAAGACAAUAACCGAUAUUGUAGAAAAGAUGUGCAAUUUUUUCAUUGUCCGAGCGGCCUCCCGUGCCGUCUCGUUUGAUGUCUGUUUGGGCUGCUGAAAAUAGAAAACGAUGAGAAAUCUGCCGAAAAAGCGAUAAUAAUUAAUAAUAAUAAACCAGUGCAGAAGGCAAACAGCGAGUGAGGUAAGCCGUUGACCAGCGGAAGCGGCUCUAAAAGGCGCUCUCGCUGCAUAGUUACCGCAAGUACCAGUUACUCGAACUGUUAUCAGGUUGUCCAAUUUCAUCUUGCUACUAUUCAUAUGGGAUACUUUGCUAUGGGUUGGGUAGCUGUAGAUGGCAGUGGUGGUGCAUUACGGUCGUUGUGCUGGCGAUGGACGCGAGCGAAGUUACCGCGCGGCACGGUCGUACCAGGGCCCGACUAAAUGCUUCGAAAGGCCGCCGUUCCAUGUUGGGAGUGGCCGUCCACAAAAUACGAAAGUUCCUAUCUUUGGUGUGUCAUUUGAUAACGACGAAGAUGACGACGAUAACGAUGAUCAUGGUGAAGCUAACUUGCUGCUAAAGUAAAUAAUUGCAAAGGCGAUAUUGAUAAUGAAACGCUAAAAAUGAUGCAGAAACUUCUGUAAAACUCAGAAAGAUAACACGGCUAGGAGAGACAGUCGCGAUAAUACUAGGUUGAGGGGAUUGAAUCGAAUCUAUAACUAAUAGCAAAAACUGAAAUCAAUCGAUGAUUACGCAUGUUGAGAGAUAUUUAAUUUUUUUUCCUGGAUCUAAGUGAGCAGCGAUGAUAAUUCAUGCUCCCUUCAGGAUUGCUUGUGUUCUUCUAUUUCUAAGGAUUCUGCUCAUCCUCUCAUUGAUGGCCGUACACAACUGUAUGUCCUUUAACGACAGACUGAUUUAUUGGUUGCUUGAUUGACUGACAACGGACCUCCGGCGGGCGCAAUGCCCUUGCGGAUCAUACGUGCAUGAAAGAUGCAAAAACCUUUUCCCGAACACCAGAAAGUGGCUAUAGAAGGAUGAAGACACACACAGAGAGUUGCCAGACGCACACACGACACGCUUUCGCUUUCUGGGGUUGCGUUAACGGUCGGGUCGUCUGAACUAUUCUAGUACACCUCUAUAUAUAUAUAUAUAUACCCUGUUGUAUGCGGGCGGCAGAUUUGAGCUAUUUUUUUUUUUAGCUCUCCGCGAUCUCUCCCUAAGAAAAAGAUUUUUUGCUUAUUUUUCUGUCUGCGCGUCGCCUUUGCAAACAAUGCGGCAGAAGACAUUAUUGCAAUUGAACAUUACUAGUAUAUUGGCGCCGCUCAUGGGAUCACACAGCUUGGAACAACAUGUCGAAAUUCAUCCUCUUCUCGCGAUUCAGUCACAGACUGCUACCUUGUUGUGCUAUGCACUGCGGAAGCCUGCAAAUAAGCGAAUUAUAAGCACAACGCUGAGCUAACCAACAAAAGCGAAAGAAGGGCUCAGGCGAUAACGUAUGUACAUAUAUAAACAUAAAAACUGAAGGUGCAGAAAAAUUAAAAACGUGAAGCAAUGAAAGGAUAUGGUAGCGACACCACACAUUGUACGUCGACGCUGUUCCUGUAAGGAUGGCCAUGCGUGACAACGGAGAAUCGCCGAAAAACUAGAGAGAAACAGAGCGACAAUAAUUAAAAACAAUAGGGAAAAAAUAGAAGUUUUGGCCUGGGAGAGAAAAAGAAAAUGCUAAGGGGAAAAUCCCAACAAAAUUUCUGUUCUUGCUUCGUUCCGAAAAAAAAAAAACAGUUUUGUCGUCUGCAAACGGCUAUUUAUUCCAUAUGAUUUUGGUGUCAUUUUUUUAAUAACCGGUGUGUAGGUUCAUGUGGUCUUUGUGUAAUUUCGUGUCGUUAUAUUUGUAUCUUCUGUUAUGUCCGCCUUUAAAACUUGUAAAAUAAUAUUACAAUGCAUUAUUACUGAAAAAAUAAGCAUAUAUAGCCACUACAUUUAUAUACAUACCAGCGGUUUUUUGAAGCCACCUAACAAAAAAAUCGAUGGAAAUGUUCUAAUUAUUCGAGGCAACAGCUCUCUAGGAAUCAGCCUUUCUGGCAAUUCAGAAAAGGGGUGGCUGCAAUCGACGACGUUUUGUUACCUUUGUGUAUAUAUACCAUUACAAUUAUGAUCAUUCUUCAUUAAUUUAUGGAAGACAAACAAGCCGUGGUCCUUUAAUAAUGAAUAUAUGAUACUGAUUUGCGCAGAACUGUGGACCCGAACAGGGAACAGUAAAAAACGAUUAUACCAAGAACAGUAGCAUUCGAGAUUCUGUGUAUGGUAAUAACAAUAAUGAUCUAUGGUAAUUAGUACGGAACCUAAUAUUAGCAAAAGAGAAUAAGGAUGAUUACCUAUAUAUAUAUAUAUAUAUAUAUAUAUAUAUAUAGGGGAAAAAAGGACUGACGAAGAAUUAGAAUGUGGGCAUGUGAGUGUGUGUAUGUGUGUGCGCGCGCGCAUUAAAAAUGGUGAACGGAUCGCUGUGUGAAAGACAAAGACGUAAAGAGAGAAAAAACAGGACGAAUGCGGAUUGUCCUUUUGUGGCAAGAUACAUAAUGGUAAAUAUACUAGGCUAGGUGUAAUUUAUUAUUUGUCAAAAAGAAAAUCAAAUCGAACAGAUGCCGUCUGAUGCAGAAGAGUGGCAAUGUUUGUCACACUUUAUGGCCGCAGCGCAUCGGGAGGCGCGUGAGGUUCGUCCUAGAGUGGUAGGGCCGCCACGUGUCUCGAUGCGUUUACAGAGGCGGUGAUGAACCUAACAUAAGUAUGCAGCACAAUAAGCUAAGCAAGAAAGUACGAUGACGAAGAUGACGAGGACGACAAUAAGAAUGACGAUUACGAGAACUAAACUAACUAUAUAGAAAAAUGCAGAUAUAUUGAAGAGCAUUGGUCGAGUGUUCCUAGGUAGCGAGAGGCAGGAGAUCACAGGAUAGCGCGAAAAAAAAAAGGUAACGCUUUACGGUGAGAUAUCGGAAGGAUGACGAAUUCUCCUGUAGGCAUCGAGCUGAUAACGUUCUGAUGUUACAUUGAAAUGACGCCGAAGCAGUGGUAAAGUGAUCACAAGGAAAUUGGCCGAAUUGCGGUAAACAACUAACCAACAGUUGAGAUACGGAGUUUUUCCACUUCAAAACUGGGCUCAUGAACGAUGUCGAGAAUGACAAUUGUGGCAGCAAUUGUAAGAAGAUGAGGUAGAAGGAUGCAUCAGAAGCGAAAAUAGUAUCAGAGAGCUGAAAAAGACACUGGGAAGGACAUUGAGGAUGGUUGGUAUUUAAUCAACUACUAUUAACGCAAUCAGGACGUAGUGCGAAGAGACACAGGGAAACGGGCAGAUGGCGACGAUUUGAUGAAAGCAAACUAUGAAGGAAGCGACAGAAGGUACGAGAGUGCGCAAGCGAAGUGACGCAAAAGUACACGAUAACUAAUUACCACACGAACUGGCUGCUUGCAAAACGCGAAUGAUUGUGUUCAUUGUAAAUUGUUGGUGGAUAAUUAUUAAGUAAUAAUAAUAAUAAUAAUAAUAAUAAUAACGACAACAAACAACAACAAACCAAAUAAGUAAA
Molecule: messenger RNA, 18106 nt
Organism: Varroa destructor (honeybee mite)
Lineage: Eukaryota; Metazoa; Arthropoda; Arachnida; Mesostigmata; Varroidae
Gene: zfh2
Product: Zn finger homeodomain 2
Biological process (GO): regulation of transcription by RNA polymerase II
Cellular component (GO): nucleus
Molecular function (GO): zinc ion binding; DNA-binding transcription factor activity, RNA polymerase II-specific; RNA polymerase II cis-regulatory region sequence-specific DNA binding
Source: RefSeq, a predicted model, not a curated record